AUGGCCAUCGCCCCGAUCCAAGGCGCGCUGCGUCGCUCUGCCCUCCUCCACAUCUCGCUCGGCCUCGGGUCCGGCCUCGUCGGCGGCUACUCGUUCUGGUACCUCCAUCACCUCCGCAACGUCCGCAUCCGUGAUGAGUGGUACGCCCAGCAGCGUGAGGCGCAAGCUCAAGCCUGA
Rhodotorula graminis WP1 is the source of this 177-nucleotide messenger RNA. RefSeq lists its product as uncharacterized. Gene Ontology annotation, biological process: mitochondrial electron transport, cytochrome c to oxygen. Bases 1 to 177 code for a protein of 58 amino acids. Lineage: Eukaryota; Fungi; Basidiomycota; Microbotryomycetes; Sporidiobolales; Sporidiobolaceae. The transcript is spliced from 4 exons. The record is from RefSeq and is a predicted model, not a curated record.